GCGUAAUUUUGCCCGGUACAUAUAUAUAUACAGAAGAAGGCUCACUCACACGCCUUGUUACCCUUCUGGUUCCUACACAGAUUGUCCUCAUUUGCUCCACUUCCUCUUUGUCAUUUCCUCUCAAACCGUUCGCUUCUCUCUCUCUCUCUCUCUCUCUCUCUCUCUCUCUCUAGGGUUUGAGUUUUCAAAUCCUAAUUUGACCCGGCUUCAAUGGCAAUGCUCGGGUGCCGAUCACACUCAGUUCGCGCAUUGUUUAGGUUGUGAUCUCCGGCCGAUCGCGUCCGGUAGGCAUCGGUUCGAUUCGCCGCCAUGUUUGAAGCACACGUUCUGCACUUGCUUCGAAGAUAUUUGGGGGAAUAUGUCCAUGGACUCUCAGUUGAAGCUUUAAGAAUCAGUGUCUGGAAAGGUGAUGUUGUUCUAAAAGAUUUGAAAUUGAAAGCAGAGGCCCUAAAUUCACUAAAACUUCCAGUCACUGUGAAAGCUGGUUUUAUUGGUACCAUUACAUUAAAGGUUCCCUGGAAAAGUUUAGGCAAAGAGCCUGUGAUUGUUCUCAUUGACCGUGUAUUCAUUCUUGCUUAUCCACUUACUGAUGGCCGGACUCUCAAGGAGGACAGGGAAAAACUAUUUGAAGCAAAACUUCAACAGAUUGAGGAAACAGAGUCAGCGACUCUUGAAGCAAUAUCAAAGUCAAAGCUAGGAAGUCCACCUCCUGGAAAUUCAUGGCUAGGUUCCCUUAUUGCUACCAUUAUCGGAAAUUUAAAGAUAUCAAUUAGCAAUGUACAUAUUAGAUAUGAGGACUCAGUCAGUAAUCCAGGGCAUCCAUUUUGUUCGGGUGUAACUUUGGCUAAGCUUGCUGCUGUUACGAUGGAUGAGCAAGGGAAUGAAACAUUUGAUACAAGUGGUGCGCUUGAUAAGUUGCGGAAGUCGUUGCAACUUGAAAGGCUUGCUAUGUAUCAUGAUUCAGAUAGUGUUCCUUGGAAGAUAGACAAGGGAUGGGAAGAUCUCACUCCCGAGGAAUGGGUUCAGAUAUUUGAAGAUGGUAUAAAUGAACCUGCUGAUGAUCGUGGAAUGGUGUCUAAGUGGGCUGUAAAUCGCAAGUAUUUGGUGUCACCUAUAAAUGGAGCUCUAAAAUAUCACCGCGUUGGAAAUCAAGAAAAAAAUGAUCCGGAGGUUCCAUUUGAGAAGGCUUCUCUUGUCCUUAGUGAUGUUUCUUUAACAAUUACUGAGGCACAAUAUCAUGAUUGGAUAAAACUAUUGGAAGUUGUUUCAAGAUACAAGACAUAUGUUGAAGUUUCCCAUCUAAGACCUGUGGUGCCAGUUUCAGAGGGUCCUUAUUUGUGGUGGCGUUAUGCUGCUCAAGCAGGCCUGCAGCAGAAGAAAAUGUGUUACCGAUUCUCAUGGGACCGCAUUCGGAGUCUCUGUCAGCUUCGUCGCCGCUACAUUCAGUUGUAUGCUGGUUCAUUGCAACACUUGUCAAAUGUUAAUAAUGCAGAAAUUAGAGAAAUUGAGAAAGAUCUGGAUUCAAAAGUAAUUCUUUUAUGGAGGUUACUUGCACAUGCAAAGGUAGAAUCUGUUAAAUCCAAGGAAGCAGCUGAACAGAGGUCGUUCCAGAAGAAAGGCUGGUUUUCAUUUAUGUGGCGUACACCUGCUGAAGGUUCUACUAUCAUGGAUGCUGCUGAGGGAUCACAGUUACCGGAAGAAAGACUGACUAAAGAGGAAUGGCAGGCAAUUAAUAAGUUACUGAGUUAUCAACCAGAUGAAGCAUUGACAUCACACUCAGGAAAGGACGUGCAGAAUAUGAUCCGGUUUUUGGUAACUGUGUCUAUCGGUCAAGCUGCUGCUAGGAUCAUUGAUAUAAACCAAACCGAGAUUGUGUGUUGUAGAUUUGAGCAACUUCAAGUGUCAACCAAGUUUAAACAUCGAAGUACCUACUGUGAUGUGUCAUUGAAAUUCUAUGGUUUGUCAGCUCCAGAAGGCUCACUUGCCCAGAGUGUCUCUAGUGAGAAGAAGGUGAAUGCUCUAGCUGCUAGCUUUGUGUACAAUCCAGUUGGAGAGAAUGUUGACUGGAGGCUGUCGGCUACAAUUUCUCCCUGCCAUGUCACGGUUUUAAUGGAAAGCUUUCAUCGCUUUUUGGAAUUUGUGAAAAGGAGUAAUGCAGUUAGUCCUACUGUUACAUUGGAAACUGCAACUGCUUUGCAGAUGAAAAUUGAGCAAGUUACUCGUAGAGCACAGGAGCAAUUUCAAAUGGUAUUAGAAGAACAAAGCAGGUUUGCUCUUGAUAUUGACUUAGAUGCUCCAAAAGUAAGAGUUCCCAUAGGAACUUGUGGCUCUUCCAAAUGCGAUAGCCAUUUUCUUUUAGAUUUUGGUCAUUUCACGCUGCACACCAAGGAUAGUCAGCCUGAUGAACAGAGGCAGAACCUAUAUUCUCGGUUUUUUAUAACUGGAAGAGAUAUUGCUGCCUUUUUUAUGGAUUCUGGUUCUGACUGUCAAAGUUGCACUUGGGAUGUACCCAAUAAUGAUAAUCACCCGCUUUUAUCUCCUUCCCCAGACAAUGUUGACAAUUUUUAUUCUCUCAUAGAUAGGUGUGGAAUGGCUGUACUUGUUGAUCAGAUCAAAGUGCCCCACCCAAAUUACCCGUCAAUGCGGAUUUCAAUUCAAGUGCCAAACCUUGGGAUUCACUUUUCACCAUCAAGGUUUCAGAGGCUUAUGAAACUGUUAAACAUAUUCUAUGGUACUUUGGAAACUUGUGGUCAGCCUGCUGUUGAUGAUUUUCAAGCAGAAACUCCAUGGAGCCCUGCAGAUCUUUCUGGAGAUGCUAGAAUUUUAGUAUGGAGGGGGAUUGGCAAUUCUGUGGCUACAUGGCAACCAUGUUUUCUUGUGUUGUCGGGAAUAAAUCUUUAUGUGUUGGAGUCUGAAAAGUCACAGAGUCACCAGCGACACUCAAGCAUGGCUGGCAGACAAGUGUAUGAGGUUCCUCCAGCCAACAUUGGUGGUUCAUCGUUUUGUCUCGCUGUGAGUUACAGGGGGAUGGACAAUCAAAAGGCUCUGGAGUCUUCUAGUACCUUGAUUAUAGAGUUUCGGUCUGAGGAGGAGAAGGCCAUUUGGUUGAAAGGACUUAUACAAGCCACAUAUCAGGCUUCUGCUCCUCCGUCAGUUGAUGUUUUGGGAGGAACAAGUGAUCCUGUCACUGACUUUGGUGAACCACAGAUCAUGAACUCAAAAACAGCUGACCUUGUCAUUAAUGGGGCAUUGGUGGAGACAAAGUUAUUUAUAUAUGGAAAGACUGGUGAUAAACUUGAUGAAGAACUUGGUGAGACUCUUAUUCUUGAAGUUCUUGCCAAUGGGGGGAAGCUACACAUGAGUCGUUGGGAAGGUGACCUGACGCUUAAGAUGAAACUGCACUCUUUGAAAAUCAAAGAUGAGCUUCAAGGUCGCCUGUCAACAACCCCACAGUAUUUAGCUUGCUCAGUGCUGAAUAAUGACAAUUCAGUUUCUUCUCCUGUGAUAAUUGAUCCACACUGGAAAGAAAUGUCUACUUUGCUUCAUGCGGAUGAUGAUACUUUCACAGAUGCCUUGCCAGAUUUUAUGUCUAUAUCAGAUGCAGCUUUUGGUUCACAAAUUAUGAAUAUGGAUACAAGUGCAACAGCUGAGGACAUCAAUGAUGGUACUAGAUAUGCUUCUACUGACGACUUGAUUCUUGAAAAGAAUCUGGUAAAGGGAAAGGUCAUUUCUGGAGAGAUAUUUUAUGAGGCGGAGGGCGGUGAUAAUUCAAAUUUUGUAUCUGUUACCUUCUUGACUCGGAGUUCUUGCUCGCCUGAUUAUGAUGGUAUUGAUACACAGAUGAAUCUCCGCAUGUCCAAACUGGAAUUCUUUUGCAACAGACCCACUCUUGUUGCUUUAAUUGAUUUUGGCCUGGAUUUAAGCUCUGUGUACUGCACGGAAAGUAGUGCAGACAUGAGUAAACUUUCAGAUGAUAAACCUUUGAUGAACAAAGAAAAGAUUGAAGAAAAUGGGCGUGUGAAAGGGUUGCUGGGUUAUGGUAAGGGUCGUGUAGUAUUUUAUUUAAACAUGAAUGUUGACAGUGUGACUGUGUUUCUUAACAAGGAGGAUGGCUCUCCAUUUGCAAUGUUUGUGCAAGAAAGUUUCCUGCUGGAUCUCAAGGUGCACCCAAGUUCUCUUUCCAUUGAAGGCUCCCUUGGAAAUUUUAGACUCCGUGAUAUGUCUCUUGGAACAGAUCACUGUUGGGCUUGGCUUUGUGAUAUACGUAAUCCAGGUGUUGAAUCGCUUAUCAAGUUCAAAUUUAAUUCUUAUAAUGCUGAAGAUGAUGAUUAUGAAGGAUAUGAUUACAGUUUACGUGGCAGACUUUCUGCUGUCCGCAUUAUAUUCCUAUAUAGGUUUGUUCAGGAGAUAACAGUGUACUUUAUGGAACUUGCCACCCCACAUACUGAAGAGGCAAUCAAACUUGUUGAUAAAGUUGGAGGGUUUGAGUGGCUAAUUCAGAAAUAUGAGAUUGAUGGAGCUACAGCGUUAAAGCUGGAUUUGUCACUUGAUACUCCAAUAAUUAUUGUUCCGAGAAAUUCAACAAGCAAAGAUUUCAUUCAACUUGAUUUGGGCCAGCUAAAAGUCACAAAUGAAUUUAGUUGGCAUGGUUCCCCAGAGAAAGAUCCUUCAGCUGUCCAUAUUGAUGUCCUUCAUGCUGAGAUUCUGGGGAUCAACAUGUCUGUAGGAAUUGACGGUUGCUUGGGUAAAUCAAUGAUACGAGAAGGCAAAGGACUUGAUGUUCAUGUGAGGAGAAGUUUGAGGGAUGUCUUCAAAAAAGUCCCAACAUUUUCUCUUGAAGUGAAGGUGGGCUUAUUGCACGCUGUCAUGUCUGACAAAGAAUAUAAAGUCAUUCUGGACUGUGCAUUCAUGAAUUUAUGUGAAGAGCCAAAGCUUCCCCCUACUUUCCGUGGUGGCAAAUCUGGUACGAAGGAUACAAUGAAGCUGCUGGUUGAUAAGGUCAACAUGAAUAGUCAAAUCCUUCUAUCACGAACUGUGACCAUAGUGGCGGUUGUAGUCGAUCAUGCCCUGUUGGAGUUGUAUAAUGGCAUUCAUGCUGAGUCUCCUUUUGCUCAAAUUGCUCUAGAAGGUCUUUGGGUAUCAUAUCGGAUGACUUCAUUGUCUGAGACAGAUCUCUACAUAACCAUUCCAAAGUUUUCUGUGGUUGACAUUCGCCCUGAUACAAAACCUGAAAUGCGCUUAAUGCUUGGAUCAUCCACUGAUGCUUCUAAACAAGUUUCUUCUGGAAGUUUGCCAUUUUCUUUGAACAAGGGGAGCUUUAGAAGAGCAGACUCUGAUGCUGGAUUUCAUGUGGAUUUACCAGUAUCAACAAUGUUCUUGAUGGACUAUAGAUGGCGUAAAUCAUCCCAAUCAUUUGUGUUUUUUGUGCCUGCAUUGCGGACAAUAACUGGUAGGGAGGAAGUGAUGGAUCAUGAGAAUGAUCCCAUUAGUAAAAACAGUAGCAUAGUUUUCUCUGAACCUAUUUACAAACAGACAGAAGAUGUGGUGCACCUGUCUCCAAGUAGACAAUUAAUAGCAGAUUCUUUACACAUUGAUGAAUAUACAUAUGAUGGAUGUGGAAAGACCAUCUGUUUAAGUGGGGAAAUGGAUGCAAAAGAACUCCAUUCAACUAGGCCUCGACCCAUUAUUAUAAUUGGACGUGGAAAGAGGUUGCGGUUUAUGAAUGUCAAAAUUGAGAAUGGUUCUCUUUUGAGGAAUUAUACAUGCUUGAGUAAUGAUAGCAGCUACUCAGUAUCCUUUGAGGAUGGUGUAGACAUCAUGUUGCUGGACAGUUCCUCAUCUGAUGAUGACGACAAGAAGAGUCUGGAAUACUUGCAUAACUCUUCUGACACCUCAAAUAUUUCUUCGUAUUCUGAAAGUGAUCCAAUCCCAAGUUUCAGUUUUGAAGCACAGGUUGUUUCUCCUGAGUUUACCUUCUAUGAUGCUUCAAAGUCUUCUCUGGAUGAUUCAUAUGGUGAAAAGCUUCUCCGUGCAAAGUUGGAUUUUAGCUUCAUGUAUGCAUCUAAAGAAAAUGAUACCUGGAUUCGAGCCCUGGUGAAAGAUCUUACAGUUGAGGCUGGUUCUGGUCUUAUUGUUCUUGAUCCAGUAGAUAUAUCUGGGGGUUACACUUCUGUUAAGGACAAAACAAAUAUGUCUUUGUUAUCAACUGAUGUUUGCUUCCAUCUUUCACUGAGUGUUGUUUCCCUUAUACUUAAUUUGCAAAGCCAGGCAACAGCAGCAUUGCAAUUUGGAAAUCCUAUGCCCUUGGUUGCAUGUACCAAUUUUGAUCGAAUUUGGGUGUCCCCAAAAGAAAAUGGAUCUUGUUACAACCUUACCUUUUGGAGGCCUCGAGCACCUUCAAAUUAUGUUAUAUUGGGAGAUUGUGUGACAUCAAGGCCAAUUCCUCCUUCACAGGCAGUAAUGGCAGUGAGUAAUGCAUAUGGGCGUGUGCGUAAGCCAAUUGGUUUCAAUCUCAUAGGCUUGUUCUCUGCUAUUCAAGGAUUUGGUGGGGGUGAUUCUGAUGUUGGUAGUGAUUGUUCUCUUUGGAUGCCUGUAGCACCACCAGGAUACAUAGCGUUGGGUUGUAUAGCAAAUAUUGGGAAAGAACCCCCAACUAAUCACAUUGUUUAUUGCAUUCGUUCUGAUCUUGUAACGUCAACAACAUAUUCAGAAUGCUUAUUUUGCUCUCCGUCAAAUCCUCAAUUUGCAUCUGGAUUUAGCAUCUGGCGUGUAGAAAAUGUUCUUGGAUCAUUUCAUGCCUCUUCUUCUGCUGAAUGCCCUUCCAAAAACAAUUGUUGUAACCUCAGUCAUCUUCUUCUUUGGAAUUGGAAUCGGCAUCAUUCUUCUCCUAAAGAAUCUGCCUCAAAUUUGGCUGUUGAUCAUAGCUCUGGAUGUCAGCAAACCAGAAACCAGACUGGAAAUUCUUCUGGAUGGGAUAUUGUCAGAUCAUUUUCAAAGGCAAAUAAUUGUUAUAUGUCGACCCCUAACUUUGAGAGAAUCUGGUGGGACAAGGGUAGUGACCUCCGCCGACCAGUCUCAAUAUGGCGACCCAUUGCGCGUCGAGGCUAUGCCAUAAUGGGUGAUUGCAUUACCGAAGGCUUAGAGCCACCAGCUGUGGGCAUAGUUUUUAAGGCUGAUGAUCCCGAAGUAUCUGCGAAACCCGUGCAAUUUACUAAAGUUGCACAUGUUGUAGGCAAAGGUUUGGAUGAAGUCUUCUUCUGGUACCCACUUGCUCCACCUGGUUAUGCUUCUCUUGGUUGCAUAGUCUCCAGAAUGGAUGAAGCCCCAUGUGUAGAUACGUUUUGUUGCCCUAGGAUGGAUCUUGUUAACCAAGCUAAUAUUCUUGAGGUGCCAAUUUCAAGAUCUUCGACUUCUAAGGGAUCUCAAUGCUGGAGCAUUUGGAGAGUUGAAAAUCAGGCAUCAACUUUUCUUGCACGGGCUGAUCUGAAAAAACCGUCAAGCAGAUUGGCUUAUGCUAUUGGUGAUUCCAUGAAGCCAAAGGCUAGGGAAAACAUAACUGCAGAAGUGAAGCUAAGAUGCUUCUCUUUAACUGUUCUAGACAGCUUAUGUGGAAUGAUGACACCACUAUUUGACACGACAAUCACCAAUAUCAAGCUUGCAACACAUGGUCGACUGGAGGCUAUGAAUGCAGUACUGAUCUCCUCUAUUGCUGCAUCAACCUUCAACACCCAGUUAGAAGCAUGGGAGCCACUUGUGGAACCUUUUGAUGGAAUAUUCAAGUUUGAAACAUAUGACACCAAUGUACACUCGCCCUCAAAAUUUGGGAAGACAAUGCGUAUUGCUGCUACCAGUAUCCUUAAUUUAAAUGUCAGUGCUGCAAACCUUGAAACUUUUAUAGGGAGCAUUCUUUCAUGGAGAAGACAAUUAGAACUUGAACAGAAAGCAAUGAAGAUAAAUGAGGAAGCUGGUGGUGUAUGUGAACAGGAUCAGACUUUGUCUGCAUUGGAUGAAGAUGACUUUCAGACUGUGAUUGUAGAGAAUAAACUUGGGUGUGAUUUAUAUCUGAAAAAAUUUGAAGAAAAUACAGAUGCAGUGGAUCGGUUGCGUCAUGGUGAUUGUAUUUCUAUAUGGGUGCCACCUCCAAGGUUUUCUGACAGGUUCAAUGUUGCAGAUGAAUCUAAGGAAGCGCGCUAUUAUGUUGCUAUUCAGAUUCAUGAAGCCAAGGAUUUACCUAUUGUAGAUGAUGGCAACAGCCAUAACUUCUUCUGUGCUUUGCGCCUUGUUGUUGAUAGUCAGCCGACAGAUCAACAAAAACUCUUUCCUCAAAGUGCCAGGACAAAAUGUGUUAAGCCUGCACUUUCGAAAAUCAAUAACUUGACUGAAGGCAAGGCGGAAUGGAAUGAACUUUUCAUAUUUGAAGUUCCUCGGAAGGGACCAGCUAAACUGGAAGUGGAGGUGACAAACCUUGCAGCAAAAGCAGGAAAGGGUGAAGUGGUGGGUGCACUCUCAUUUUCUGUUGGGCAAGGUGCAAAUAUGUUGAGGAAAAUAGCUUCCGUGAGGGUAUUCAAUCAAGGUCAUGAUAGUCAGAGCGUAGUAUCAUAUCCGCUAAGGGGGAGGGUUCAACAUAACAAUCUUGAUGACAUGGACGAAUGUGGAUGUCUGUUGGUUUCAACUUCUUAUUUUGAGAGGAAAACAACUCCAAUUUUUCAAAGAGAUCAAGAGCCUGAAAAUGCAAGUGAUAGAGACAUAGGUUUCUCUGUUGGUCUUGGCCCGGAUGGUCUUUGGGAGAGCAUUCGGUCAUUGCUUCCAUUGUCAGUUGUCCCCAAAUCACUACAGAAUGAUUUCAUGGCACUGGAAGUUGUCCUGAAAAAUGGCAAGAAGCAUGCAAUUUUCAGGGGUCUUGCAACAGUUGUAAAUGAGACUGAUGUUAACUUGAAAUUUUCAAUUUGUCAUGCUUCUCGGAUUCGAGGUUAUGAUUCCUCUUUAGGAAAAAGUGAUAACAUAAAUCCUGGAGGUUCUUUUGUUUUACCUUGGAGAAGUACAUCAAAUGAUUCCGACCAGUGCUUACAAAUUUGUCCUUCUGUUGAUGACCCUCAGCCUCCAUAUUCAUGGGGUUCUGUCGUGGCAGUGGGUUCUGGUUAUACAUAUGGAAAGGACCUGACUCUUAUAGAUCAGGUUGCACUCUCUCGGCAAUAUACUUCAAAGCAGGAAAAUAAGAUGCCUAAUGUUACUUUUAGGUUGAAUCAGCUUGAGAAGAAAGAUAUACUUUUGUGUUGUUCUAGUACCAUAAAUAAACAAUUUUGGCUUAGUGUUGGGGCAGAUGCCUCAGCUCUUCAUACUGAAUUGAAUGCACCUGUUUAUGAUUGGAGAAUAUCUGUCAACUCUCCUAUGAAGUUGGAAAAUCGACUUCCCUGUCCGGCUGAAUUCACAAUCUGGGAAAGAACAAAAGAUGGAAAAUGCAUUGAACGACAGCAUGGUAUGAUCUCUUCACGUGGGGGUGUUCAUAUAUAUUCCGCAGACAUUCAGAAACCCUUAUAUCUUACAUUGUUUGUUCAGGGUGGUUGGGUUCUGGAGAAGGACCCCGUUCUUGUUUUGAAUCUUUAUUCCAAUGACCAUGUCUCAUCAUUCUGGAUGGUUCACCAGAAAAGUAGAAGGAGACUGCGCGUGAGUAUUGAACGUGACAUGGGAGGGACCACUGUUGCACCCAAAACAAUAAGGUUUUUUGUUCCAUAUUGGAUCACGAAUGAUUCAUCUAUUCCCUUGGCAUAUCGAGUGGUGGAAGUAGAACCUUUAGAAAAUGCAGAUACAGACUCUCUAAUACCUUCUAGAGUCAAGUCUGCAAAAACAGCCUUGAAAAGUCCUACAAACUCUAUGGACAGGAAGCUUUCUUCCACUAGGAGAAACAUUCAAGUACUUGAAGUUAUUGAGGACACUAGUCCUGUUCCUAAUAUGCUUUCUCCACAAGAUUAUGCAAGCCGCAGUGGGGCUUCGCUGUUUCCAUCUCAAAAAGAUGUAUAUCUGUCCUCACGAGUGGGCCUUUCUGUUGCCAUUCGUCAUUCAGAAAUAUACAGUCCUGGGAUAUCUCUUUUUGAGCUGGAAAAGAAGGAAAGGAUUGAUGUCAAAGCAUUCAGUUCAGAUGGAUCUUAUUACAAGCUUUCAGCGCGACUGAACAUGACCUCAGACAGAACAAAGGUUGUGCAAUUCCAGCCCCACAGCUUGUUUAUUAAUAGAGUUGGUUCCAGCCUGUGUCUGCAGCAGUGUGGUUCUCAGUCUGUGGCAUGGAUUCAUCCCACAGAUUCUCCAAAACCCUUCUGUUGGCAGUCUUGUGCCAAAGUUGAAUUGUUGAAGUUGCGGGUGGAUGGUUACAAAUGGAGUGCACCAUUUAGUGUUUGUAAUGAAGGUAUCAUGCGUGUUUGCAUGAGGAAGGAUACUGGAAAUGAACAACUUCAGUUUCGAAUAGCUGUAAGAAGUGGAGCAAAGAAUUCAAGCUAUGAAGUUAUUUUCCGUCCGAACUCUUCCUUGAGUCCUUACAGGGUUGAAAAUCGUUCCAUGUUUCUACCCAUCCGAAUUCGGCAAGUGGAUGGUACUAGUGAUUCGUGGAACUUUCUUCUUCCUAAUACAGCAGUUUCUUUUUUAUGGGAAGAUCUUGGCAGAAGGCGUUUAUUAGAAAUCCUGGUAGAGGGGGAAGACCCAUUGAAAUCAGGGAAGUAUGAUAUUGAUGAGAUUUCUGAUCACCAACCUAUUCACGUGGGAAGUGGACCUUCUAAAGCUCUACGUGUUACUGUAAUAAAAGAAGAGAAAGUGAAUGUCAUUAAGAUCAGUGACUGGAUGCCAGAAAGUGAACCUGCUGGAGUUUUGAGUAGAAGCCAGUCAUCACUUUUGUCUCAACUUUCUAUACAGCAACAAUCACCUUUUCUCUCUGAUUGUGAAUUUCAUGUUAUCAUUGAGCUAGCUGAGCUUGGGAUAUCCAUUAUUGACCAUACACCCGAAGAAAUUCUCUACCUUUCGGUUCAGAAUCUUCUGUUUGCAUAUUCAACUGGCUUAGGCUCUGGAAUCAGUCGGUUGAAACUUAGAAUGCGUGGGAUACAAUUGGAUAACCAGUUGCCAUUAAUUCCAACGCCGGUUCUUUUUAGGCCACAGAGAGUUGGGGAAGAGACUGACUAUAUCUUGAAACUUUCAAUCACAAUGCAAUCCAAUGGGUCGCUAGAUCUGUGUGUCUAUCCAUAUAUUGGUCUCCAUGGACCUGAGAACUCUGCCUUUUUGAUAAACAUUCAUGAACCUAUCAUCUGGCGCAUUCAUGAAAUGAUUCAGCAGGUCAACCUUAGUCGGUUGUAUGAUACUCAAACAACUGCUGUUUCUGUUGAUCCAAUCAUUGAAAUUGGAGUUCUUAGCAUCUCAGAGGUUCGAUUCAAAGUGUCAAUGGCUAUGUCACCAAGUCAAAGGCCAAGAGGUGUUCUUGGCUUUUGGGCAUCUUUGAUGACUGCAUUGGGCAACACUGAGAAUAUGCCAGUGAGGAUAAAUCAAAGGUUUCAUGAGAACGUGUGCAUGAGGCAGAGUUCAAUGAUUAGUAUUGCUAUUUCAAACAUUCGAAAAGAUCUCCUAGGCCAACCUCUUCAACUGCUAUCCGGUGUUGAUAUAUUGGGUAAUGCAAGUAGUGCACUUGGACAUAUGAGCAAGGGCAUGGCUGCCUUAUCAUUUGAUAAGAAGUUUAUUCAAAGCCGACAGAGACAGGAAAGCAAGGGCGUGGAGGACUUUGGUGAUGUUAUUAGAGAGGGUGGUGGAGCACUGGCAAAAGGCCUCUUCAGAGGAGUCACUGGAAUAUUAACAAAGCCGCUUGAAGGUGCAAAAACUUCUGGCGUUGAGGGUUUUGUGCAAGGUGUUGGGAAAGGAUUAAUAGGUGCAGCUGCACAACCAGUGAGUGGGGUUCUAGAUCUUUUGUCAAAAACUACCGAGGGUGCCAAUGCGAUGAGAAUGAAGAUAGCAUCAGCUAUAACUUCUGAUGAGCAACUGCUCCGCAGACGAUUGCCUCGUGUUAUUGGUGGUGAUAAUUUAAUUCGGCCAUAUGAUGGGGACAAGGCACAGGGACAGGCUAUAUUGCAGCUGGCAGAAUCAGGUUCAUUUUUCCUCCAGGUUGAUCUGUUUAAAGUACGUGGGAAGUUUGCCUUAUCAGAUGCUUAUGAAGAUCACUUUGUACUCCGCAAAGGAAAAAUUCUUCUAGUCACUCAUCGAAGAUUGAUACUGUUGCAACAACCCUUCACCGUAGCUCAGAGGAAGUUCAACCCGGCUAGGGAUCCAUGUUCUGUACUGUGGGAUGUACUUUGGGAUGACCUGGUCAUAAUGGAAAAGUCAUAUGGAAAAAAGGACCACCCAAAAGCCCCACCUUCAAGGGUCAUUCUUUAUUUACAAGAGAAAUCAACUGAGGUGAGGGAACAAGUUCGAGUCAUAAAAUGCAUCCCUGAUACCCCCCAGGCUCUUGAGGUGUACUCCUCGAUUGAACGAGCAAUGAACACUUAUGGGUCAAACAAACCAAAGAGAAUGCUGAAAAAGAGUGUGACAAUUCCAUAUGCACCAAUGUUUGAUAGCGCCAGCGCUGAAGCUAUACCAAAAGAAGGGGCUAGUGUCUUGUCGCCCCGACAGGUGCCUACAUCAAUUCCUCGUAGUUCAACUUUUGGCAGCAGCAGCAGCAGCAAUUGAUUUCUAGAUCAUUGCCCUUGGGGAAAUAUGGUUUUUGGGAUUUCUGUUGUGGGUCAGGUCAUGAAUUCCGACUAUUGGUGUUUCUUUUUCUGGUUUCAGCCUGCAUGUUCAGAUGUUCUCACCGUUUGACAGAAAUCUUUGCAGAUUACAACAAUGAAGAGGUUGUUUGUGUAGGUUUUUUAUAAGAAGCCAUGUCAAGGACAAGUGACAAAGACCUUGUAGGGCAUGGAUAUGAACGGUGUAGCUUCAAUUACACAUCCAUAGGUUUUUUUAUAUUUAUAGAUACCACUCUCCUAAAUAUGUACAGGUUUGAACCUUCCAUGUAUAUGUCUUAGAAUAGUCAAUGUAUACGAACAGAAAUUACUGAAGGUGAUCAAGCCGAUUGGUUUAAGAUCCCACAGUAGCUGUAGAUCUGGUCCCGUAUGAGCAUCAUGAUAUAUUAUAGGUGACGGAUAGGCUUAGGAAGUAAAAUCCUAGUGGUUGGGCACCCUGUUUAAUGUAUGGUGUAGUGUAGCAUAUGAAUUGCCUUCAAACAAAAGUUAAAACCUCACCUGUUCAAUUAUAAAGCUGUAAUCUUUUUGGUUUUCA
Messenger RNA from Prunus mume (Japanese apricot), 13281 nucleotides. The record is from RefSeq and is a predicted model, not a curated record. Lineage: Eukaryota; Viridiplantae; Streptophyta; Magnoliopsida; Rosales; Rosaceae.